Puccinia triticina is the source of this 888-nucleotide messenger RNA. RefSeq lists its product as uncharacterized. The record is from RefSeq and is a predicted model, not a curated record. NCBI's taxonomy places the organism in Eukaryota, Fungi, Basidiomycota, Pucciniomycetes, Pucciniales, Pucciniaceae. The transcript is spliced from 3 exons. Bases 1 to 888 code for a protein of 295 amino acids.
AUGGCUUCUUUCGCUCGAUCAGUCAUCACAUUACUCGGGUUGUUUGCUUUCUUCUUCAGUUCUAUUUCGGCCCAUGUUUUCGUUAAACAGUGGAAAACUACCUCUUCUCUAGACUGGCAGCCGGGUCAAAAGGAAUGGAAAUUAGAAAACACAGCAUAUCGCCGAGCCUCGGACAGCAUCGGAUGGGUUGGCAGCAAGUUUCUCACUACCAACAAGGCCAUCGUUUGCGGCGCCUCUCAUACACCGAAGGGCCAAGUGGCUCCAUCCGGUGGCAAAUUCUUCUCAGAUGCCGAUGAAUCAGCUGGUAAGACGUUGAAAGUUCGUGCUGGGGGGAAGGUAUCUUUAGUUCUUCAGGGCGAUACUGGUCGUGGAUACCCUCACCAUCACGGUCAUCUCCAGGCGUAUCUUGGGAAAUGCGGCUCAUCUCCAACAGCAUGUCAAUCUUUCGAUGCCUCGACUGCGUCUUACUUCAAGAUCCAAGAAAACAAAGAUGGUGUGACACAGUUGCACAGGCAGUAUUCUUCCCAGCUCGGCGGUGAUGUUUGGGAGGUCCCGAUCCCUAAGGACAUUGCCUCAGGCAGCUACAUCUUUCGAUUCGAGAUAAUCACCUGGGGCGAAUCGGUCGAAAGCGAAGGCUAUCAGGACCAGUAUUACCCGUCUUGUGGUCAACUGUAUGUCGAAUCCGACCAUCAGGCUUCGCCAAGCAACAUACCCUCAAUCAAACUUCCGGAGGGUUAUCACAACGGAAACUUGGGACCUUUAUCAGUUUUACCAGGUCCCGCCAUGUACUCGGAAUCGCGUCGGCGAAGAUCAAUGCACCCACCCUCGAGAUCGCAUCGCCGAAAGUCAUUUCACUCCCCCUCGAAGUCGCGAGAUGGAAACAUUUGA